This is a messenger RNA of Alosa alosa (allis shad), 3381 nucleotides long. RefSeq names its product ATP-dependent zinc metalloprotease YME1L1-like. The transcript has 18 exons. Gene Ontology annotation, biological process: protein quality control for misfolded or incompletely synthesized proteins; mitochondrion organization. Gene Ontology annotation, cellular component: mitochondrial inner membrane. The record is from RefSeq and is a predicted model, not a curated record. Gene Ontology annotation, molecular function: ATP hydrolysis activity; ATP binding; metalloendopeptidase activity. The coding region runs from base 177 to 2369 and encodes 730 amino acids. Lineage: Eukaryota; Metazoa; Chordata; Actinopteri; Clupeiformes; Clupeidae.
AUGACGUAACAAUAUGUCCCCGGUAGCAUUCACGGCGAGAACCUUCUUUCCUCAGCAUUUGGAAGUAACGAUAGUCAGUCGAGGGAAAUAACAGGGGGAUACAAAAGGGCAGAAGGUGGGGUGGGCUCCAGAUUUUGACAGGAACGCACAGGGACUGCUUCCAAUAACCCGGAGCGAUGUUUUCCCUCCCUACAACGUUUCAACCACAGGUUACAGUGCCACUGACACACCUUAUCAAUGCCCUCCAUUCCAUCAAAACCUCAGCCAGCUCUGCAGCCACAGCAUCUGUGCAGAGUCUGCAAAAGGAUUUCCCACCAGAGCAGGAUCCUCUGCUCAAAGAGCCCACAGUGAGCUUACGGGAGCUGGGCUUGUCUGACCUAGGAGUUGGUCAGCUCAGCGAGCUGGUCAGUAGGCUCCUGCCAAGGUUGGGCCCAGGAGAAAGCCGAGUCCCUGCUCUCCCUCACUACUCUCCCAGCUGGAAAGCAUCACACAUCUCGACCGACUCUUUCUUCAGAAACAAACAUGGGUUCUCCAGAGGAGUGGGGCUGUUCCAGCCUUCAGCAUUCCAUAGACAUGGUUCUAGUCCUCUACAGGCAGUCUGCUCAGAGCUCCAACACUGGCCUGUAUGGGUCCAGCAUCGAGGCUUCAAGACCUUGCGGUCCGGAAAGAGGCGUCUGCAGGCGGGCUAUGAGAGCCCAGUCGAGCCGGAAGGCUAUACUCCAGCCUUUAUAAAGGGUCUGCUGAUGAAGGAGAAAGGCCCAGUGAUAGACAGCGUAGACGGCAUAAUGAAACAGAGGAAUCUGUCUGGCAAUGAGCAAGAUGCCUUUAAAGCCGGCUUCACAGAAGGCUUCAUGAAGUCCCAGUCUUUUACCCAAAGAACACAAGAUUCACUCAGGAGAACACGCUUGAUCCUUCUGGUCCUCCUCCUGGUUGGCAUCUAUGGCUUGGCCAAAACCCCGUUCCUUUCGGGUAAAAGCUCCUUUUCUGAUACUGUGCGCUUCCGCACCACCUCUGGCCUGGAUUCAGCUGUGGACCCAGUCCAGGUGAAGAAUGUGACCUUUGAGCAUGUGAAGGGCGUCGAAGAGGCCAAGAACGAGCUGCAGGAGGUGGUCGAGUUCCUCAGGAACCCUCAGAAAUUCACAGUUUUAGGUGGAAAGCUCCCCAAAGGUAUCCUGCUGGUAGGCCCUCCAGGCACAGGGAAGACGCUGCUGGCCAGGGCAGUGGCUGGCGAGGCUGAUGUGCCCUUCUACUAUGCCUCCGGCUCGGAGUUCGAUGAGAUGUUUGUGGGCGUGGGAGCCAGUCGCAUCAGGAACCUCUUCAAGGAGGCAAAGGCCAAUGCCCCGUGUGUCAUCUUCAUUGAUGAGCUGGACAGUGUGGGUGGGAAAAGAAUAGAAUCUCCCAUGCACCCCUACUCCAGACAGACCAUCAACCAGCUGCUGGCAGAGAUGGAUGGGUUUAAGCCAAAUGAAGGGGUCAUCGUUAUUGGUGCCACAAACUUUGCUGAGGCUUUAGAUAAUGCCUUGAUCCGUCCAGGAAGAUUUGACAUGCAGGUGACUGUCCCUCGUCCAGAUGUGAAAGGACGCACCGAGAUCCUCAACUGGUACUUGAAGAAAAUCAAAAUGGAUGAAGGUAUUAAUGCAGAGAUCAUUGCCAGAGGUACUGUGGGCUUCUCCGGGGCCGAGUUGGAGAACCUGGUUAACCAGGCAGCUCUCAAGGCUGCUGUCGAUGGCAAAGACAUGGUCACCAUGAAGGAUCUGGAGUUUGCUAAGGACAAGAUUCUCAUGGGCCCUGAACGCAGGAGUGUGGACAUCGACGCAAAAAACAAGACCAUCACUGCCUACCACGAGUCUGGCCACGCCAUCGUGGCCUACUACACCAAAGAUGCCAUGCCCAUCAACAAAGCUACCAUCAUGCCCCGUGGACCUACUCUUGGUCAUGUGUCCAUGCUGCCCGAGAAUGACCGCUGGAGCGAGACCCGAGCCCAGCUGCUGGCCCAGAUGGAUGUCAGCAUGGGGGGGCGCGUGGCGGAGGAGCUCAUAUUCGGAGACGAGAACAUCACCACAGGUGCAUCAAGUGACUUUGAUGGAGCCACCAGGAUAGCCAAGAUGAUGGUGACUCGUUUUGGGAUGAGCAACAAGCUGGGGGUGAUGACCUAUGCUGACCUAACAAAGCAGAGUCCAGAGACACAGGCUGCCAUUGAACAGGAAGUCAGGGUCCUGCUACAGGAUUCUUAUGAACGUGCUAAGAACCUCUUGAAGAAAUACAGCAAAGAGCACGAGAAGCUGGCCGAUGCCCUGCUGACCUACGAGACAUUGGACGGCAAGGAGAUAAAGAUGUUGCUGGAGGGGAAGGCCUUAGACCCUAGAUGAUGUCGCCUGCGGAAAAGACUGAUACCAAUGCCCCAUGUGUAAAUAUCUCCCAGUGCAAUUAUGUUGCAGGGAUGACAAAGACUUUUGUUUCUUUUACUUUUUUUUUUUUUUAAACCACUUUCAGCCCAUUUUCUUUAUACUCAGAUGUAGCCAGUUGAUUUGCCCCUAAACAAAAUCUCCUUUCAGGAAUCCAAUUGGCCAUUAACAUCAACUUAAUUCUUUUUAGUUUUUUUUUUUUUUUUUCAGGACAUUCAGGCGUGUAAAAGCUUCUCCAAAUGUCUCACACCUGCAUGGUAAGACGGUGUGCAAAGGAAGGUAGUGGACACUCAUCUCACUCUGCAGUAUCAGAUAUACCUUCAUAGAGAAUCCCAUCACGUAAUGAUGUUUUACAUUGUAACAGUUGAGGGGAAUAAACUUUUAGUUGCAAAGCAACUAGUACUGUAUAUCACCUCAAAUAACCUUUCUGUGAUCAGGAUAUUUGUGGAGACUUGAAAUUAGCUCUCCACUUUUUAUUGCAGCUGUGAGAGAAUCUAAAAUGUGAAGGCAUAUUUAACUCCUGAUGCAGUCUCUCUUGAGCAACAGGUUUAGUGUGACUUUGGAAAGCAAGUAUUCUUGCAUAGCAAACCCCCCCCCCCCUCACCCACCCACCCUUUGCAUCAUGUAAUGGUUGGAGUGUUCAGUCUGUAAAUUGUACAUUCUAGGUUUUGUUGUCUUCAAGUAGUAGGACAGGGUUGACUUCCCUCUCAGCUUGAAUUAGAGUUUAAAUUGUUGCAUUCAAAUAAAGAUGACUGUAACAAUUCUAUCCAUUUAAGUUAUUCAGGUGGAGCCAACUGGCUCCAUCUUCUCUCCAUAUGCUUGAAUCAAUAUGUAAGAGAUUUAAAAUAAAAGUCAAGUGUAUAUAAGUGUGUGUAUAUGAAUGUUAACCAAUACCGUUACCCAGGUCUGUUUCUGAAAUCAGAAGAAAAAAAAUAUUUGUGCUAUGGAAACAUGAAUAAAAGCCUCCAUGACUUUU